This is a messenger RNA of Lingula anatina, 2157 nucleotides long. RefSeq names its product monocarboxylate transporter 12-like. Gene Ontology annotation, biological process: monocarboxylic acid transport; transmembrane transport. The record is from RefSeq and is a predicted model, not a curated record. NCBI's taxonomy places the organism in Eukaryota, Metazoa, Brachiopoda, Lingulata, Lingulida, Lingulidae. Gene Ontology annotation, molecular function: monocarboxylic acid transmembrane transporter activity.
UCAUUUCAUUCACUCACGGUUUCUGUUUAGACAAGCUUACUUAUUUCAGGACAUGGAAAAUGGCAAAACAGUAAAAAGUAUUUUGCCUAUUCAAGCACUUGGAGAGGACUUGGUAGAAACAGAUGGCAUUAAAGAAACACGCGCUCAUGCACGUGCUCAGAGUUCAACAAGUGCUGCGGUUGUGAUGACAGCCGAUUUAGAAGUGGGCACUGGUGCACGUGCUGAGACAUUAGACAGAGGGUCUGGCUGUGCUGGUUUGGGGACAGAAACAAGUGACGAGCCAAGUUUUCCGGCUCGAGAUGGGGGGUGGGGGUGGAUGUGUGUUUUAGGAUGGUUAACCGUAAACACCAUAGGGGAUGGCAUAGACAGGACGUUUGGAGUAAUCUACCUUAUUCUGAUUGAUAUGUUCGGUUCUAGUGCCAAAUUGACAGGAGGAGUUUUGUCGGUAUUUUCUGCAUGCCGUCACUGUCUAGGUCCUGUGAGCAAUUCUCUUGCAAAUCAAUUCACAGCGCGGAAGGUGGUAAUAAGCGGCGGCCUGUUAAGCAGUCUAGGGAUAAUACUAAGUGCUUUCCCACCAAAUAUCUACUACAUGUUCAUUACCUUUGGACUAAUUGCAGGAAUUGGAGCUGCUCUUUGUUACGCGCCCAGUGCAUUGAUCGUCGGCCAGUCUUUCCACAAGAAACGUGCACUUGCCAACGGCAUUGCCUCCCUUGGUUCUGGGAUAGGGUCCUUGGCUUUACCACCGUUCCUCGCUUAUCUUGUAUAUCAUUACGACUACAGUGGCCAGAUGCUCAUUAUGGGGGCUAUCAUGCUGAACCAGGUAGUAAGCGGGGCUCUCUAUAGGCCUCUGGUCCCCAAGAGAACUGUCAAGACCAUUUCUGAAAAAGAUGCCAAGAGGACGCAGAAAAAGUUAGAAAUGAAACAAAUGAAUAAGGAAAAUAACGAGGAUGAAACAAGUCAAUUACCGUCGCAGCUAUUUGCAGAAUGUACUUUGCUGGAAAGUUGUUCACAAACAUUUGAGAAUCACGCCAAGGAGAACACAAUUUUUGAGAGGAAUGCAGUACUCCAAGAACUGUGCGUAUAUGGCAAUCUCUUAAAAGAUGCGCGUUUUCUGACUUUUGGAUUGAAUUGGACAUUUCUUGCAAUGUGCGCUACGACAAAUGUUAUGUUCUUUGGUGCAAUAGCCGAAGAGCACGGUGUCCCACGAAGUCAGUCGCCACUUCUUUAUACCAUACUGAGUAUAUUUGACAUUGCAACGAGGGGAACUCUUGCUUUCGUAUUUGACCGUGAUCAGGUAAGAUCACUGCGGCACCAUGCUUACAACAUCAGUUUUGUCGUUAUGGGUGUGACGCUUUUUCUCACUCCAGAGGCAAAAACGUUUCCCCAGUUUGCGGUGUGUGCAUUGAUCAUUGGCAUCUCACAAGCGGUCAUCAUGGUGCUCACCUUUGUGGUGAUUGCUGAUCUAUUUGGCCAAGAUAUGCUGACGCAUACUCUUGGACUUGGCCUGCUGUUUUACAGUUUGGGAAUUUUAAUGGGACCACCAAUUGCCGGAUUGCUAAAGGAUACAUACGGGACGUACCGAUACUCAUUCUACUUCAGCGGUUGGUGGGCUAUAGCUGGAGCUGGGAUGUUUCUUUUGAACACUUAUCUCAGCAAGAGGGCAAGCAGACGUAAGGAGAUGGAAUGAGUAAUCUAAAUACCUGCUGGAAAAUCAACAAUUUGCUCUUUUCUUCUAUGGACUUCUCCAGAAAAAUAGGACCAAGAUAAAAACAUUGACAGCAUAGAUUUUAUGCUAUUCGUCGUUUAUUGUUUUAAAAAAAUACAUAGAACAGCUAGGAGUGAAACAAGUUGUUAGUAGUACAUGCAGUUUUGGCUUUGUCAUUCUCCAGCAAUAAAGGUAUCCAAGCCACAAAAAUAUUCACAAUACGUCAAAACAUAUUUGACUUUGUUGAAUGGUUUUAACUCAUAAUCAUUCAUAUCAUACAUGGGCAAUAUCUGUUUAUGCAUGCAUACAUGUACAUUGCAUAAAGGUGGCAAUUCAUUAAUUCGCUAUUCUAGCAUUAUAUGCUCACCUUUAAAAAAUUACAAUACAUGGACUCCUAACUAUUACAUAAAUGGGCCUAAUAGUUAUGAUGGGAAAACAUUUAAGAGAGCUCA